Messenger RNA from Saccostrea echinata, 3019 nucleotides. RefSeq lists its product as uncharacterized. Gene Ontology annotation, molecular function: deSUMOylase activity. Gene Ontology annotation, biological process: protein desumoylation. The record is from RefSeq and is a predicted model, not a curated record. The transcript has 18 exons. Bases 90 to 1934 code for a protein of 614 amino acids. NCBI's taxonomy places the organism in Eukaryota, Metazoa, Mollusca, Bivalvia, Ostreida, Ostreidae. Gene Ontology annotation, cellular component: nucleus.
UCGUGCGACAUGCGCACUUCCUUCUUUCUGUUUUGAAAUACAUUCAAACGAACAGAUUACAAUCAGUUUGUCGUGGUAUUAGGAAAAGAAUGGCCAAUGCAAGUUUAACCAAAGUAAAUGAGCAGUACUGGGCUUCAGUUCAGGGCAAGGUUAAAGAUUGGAUUCAAAAAACUGAUGCCACUGUAUUAGUAUUAUACAUACUGCAGCCAACAAAGCGGAAUCCCAUCCCUACUUUAAAGUUUGAAGGGUCAAGAAAGCUGAAAGCUGUGGUUGAGUCAGAAGAAGUAAGGAUUGCCAUCAGCACUGCUUGCAGUGGUCCUCCCCCUCCUGUGAAGUCAAUUAAAGAUGAAAUGGAGAACAUCAUCAUUCAACCUUGGACCAUGCAAGUAAAGAGGUGUAUAAUCUCUAACUUGGUUAGGCAGUACAUGGAAUUGAAGUAUGGUAGGAAGAGGGACAUUUGGGGUUAUCCUUCCCUUAAACCAGAGUGGUGGCCUGAUGACAUCGAGUACAUUUCUCCAAAUGAAAGACGGACUGUCGACAAACCAUUGAGUAAUAUUAGCAUGGAUCAGAUUCUUGAUUCAUAUGUAGAGUGGAAGAAUUCUAAUGGUAGCAGGAGAAAGGAUUUUGAAGAAGGAAGUGGAGAGGUAUUGGAGGAGGUAAGUGGCAAUGAGGAAGUCAUGCCAAGUGUUUCAGUUGAAACACCUGGUAUGAAUUCCUCUCUGCCUAUUUCUCCAACACUGAGUGUUGGAGGUUUCUUUUCAGGUGGGACAGGGAGUAUUGAGACUGAAAUGGAGAGGACACACGAACCAGGCAACCAGCUAAUAUCAGAGGAGGUAAGUGGCAGUGAGGAAGUCAUGCCAAGUGUUUCAAAUGAAAAACCUGGUAUGAAUUCUUCUCUGCCUACCUCUCCAACAUUGAGUGUUGGAGAGGGUUUCUUUUCAGGUGGGACAGAGAGCAAAGAAAAUGAAGCAUGUCAGAUGGAGAUGGAAGUGGAAGAGAUGGGUCUGCCAGAGAGGACAGACAUGGAUGAAACAGCUAUGCCAGAUGGGAACAUAAAUGACAUGGGCAGCACAGAAAAUACCAAUGUGCAAAGUCUGUUGAAAGUUGGCUGGGAUGAUGUUGUUCUAACUAAAUAUAUCUACAAGAUUUGGUCUAAACAGAGAAAUGAUAGUGUUGAGCCAUUUCUGCUGUCUAAAACCUGUGGUGUGAGCAUUAACAACAGGUCACUCAUUAGUGCAAAAAGUUUGAUCACAGAUGAAAUAAUUGAUGCUUAUCUUGGGAUUAUUUGUGGUCUAAGCAACAACUUCUUUUAUGUGCCAUGCAGUGUUAUAUCCAUGAUUUUUCAUCCUCGACAUCAAAACGAAGUUUCAGAUGUCCUUAAUGAGAACAAAGGAAAAGUGUUGCUGGCUAUUGUAAAUAGGAGAGAAAUUCACUGGAUUUUGUUGGUUAUUGAUCAACGGAACAAAUCUCUGUUAAUAAUUGAUCCAAUGGGAGAGACCAAAACAACAUGCCAGUUGAUUUUUAAAUUAUGGAUCAAUUACUUGACACAAAGAGGACAUGAUGCCGAAGGAUGGAAAAUCGAUACUAUCCACCACUCAAAGCAACAGGACAGUGUUUCUUGUGGAGUUUACUGCAUGAAGUUUGCAGAGGGAAUUGUUCUAAAUACAUCUUUACAUCUCACAACUCAGAAGGACACUGUGCAGGAAAUCAGGUGCAACAUUAUGAAGACCAUCAUAAAUAAUCAAGAUGAGGACACUAAAAAUUUCUGCAGACGUUGCUUCCGGCAUGAACCCCCAAACAGCAAAGUUAAAAGAAUCAAGUGGGUUCAAUGUGAUGGAUGUGCCAUUUCUUGGUAUCACACUGUGUGUUUGAAUUUAAAACAAGUCAGAGAAUCAACUUUUGUUUUGUGUGAUGUUUGCAAAAUGUCUGAGUAGGUGUUGUAAUUGUCAGUUAAAAAUGUGUACAUUGAGUCUGUCUGAAAUUAAAGUAUUUUGACCGGAUCAGAUUAUGCAAUCUGUUUUCAUGUAAAAUAUCCUGUUUCAGAGAAGUCAGAUUUUGUGUCUCACCAAACAUAGAUUUUUUUUUUCAACUUUCAGUCAUAAUUCCCUGUGUAAGAGGGAAGUCAGAAAUGUAAAUUGUGCUGCUCCACAUGUACAUUUUCUUUUUUUUGUCUUUUUUAGUUUUUGUAAUCUGUGUAACUUUCAAGUUGGUUGAGUGUAAAGUCAGAUGCAGUAAUGGGCCGCUCCAUAUGUACAUUACUUUUUCUAUAUUUGCUUACAUUUAUAUUCUCUUGUGUGAGUGUAAAAUUGGAAGUGGUUUUGGAUGGAAACCAUUAUAUCUUAGAAGAGAAAAACAGAAACUUCAGUUGAUGUAUAAAAUAAUUAAUGCUUCUGCACCUGAUUACUUGUACAAAUUGAUUCAACCCUUUUUCCAAUUCAACAUGCCUACAACCUAAGGUCUGGAUGUGAUAACUUGUAUUUGUGUAUACCAGUUUGUAAAACAAUGUCUUACUAUAAUAGUUUUAUUCCCUCAACUAUAAAACUUUGGAACAGUCUUAGUGCAGAUGUCAAAAACUCCAUCAUUAUCUAUCUAUAAAGCAAAGCUUAAAAGUUGGGGAGCAACUAAUAAACCAUGUAGGUACUUUAACUUUGGUAAUAGAAAAGAGAAUAUCUUACAUUGCCAGUUGCGAAACAAUGCUAGCUAUCUUGAUGCACAUUUAAAAAGUCAUUUUUUUUUAUCAGAUGUUCAAUCAUGUCAAAAAUGUGGAUUUUAUACUGAAGAUACUGAACAUAACCUUAUCAAAUGUCAAUCAUAUACUGCUGAAAGAAUUUACUGAUAAAAAAAUUAAAUGAUAUUGAUGUUGUUUUUGAACUCAACACUGUUAAGAGGAAAAUGUCAAUAUUCCUAUCAAACAAACUGUAAAAUAUUUUCAUAUGUACACAAAUUUAUUAAAUCUACUAAGAGACUUAACUAAUUACUCUGUAAUAUUAAAUACUCUGUUAAAUAUUUAGUUCUUUUA